Lachancea meyersii CBS 8951 is the source of this 2343-nucleotide messenger RNA. NCBI's taxonomy places the organism in Eukaryota, Fungi, Ascomycota, Saccharomycetes, Saccharomycetales, Saccharomycetaceae. The record is from the annotation of a GenBank genome assembly.
AUGAAUCCCGCCGAUGCACACGCACAACGACACCUGCGUCUUCUGAGGAACAUCGAGCUAAGUGAUAACAUACAUGCAUCGAUCGCGAACGAAAUAGCUAAAGAUCCUGACAAUUUCAGUCGUCAGACCAGGGCCAAACAUGCGUACGACAAUGGCCCGAUGCCAAAGAAGGCACGGGUCGGUGUUCCUGUGGAAAACGAAACAGCACGAAGCGUACCACUAAGCGUACCACGAAGCGUUCCUAGACCGCCACCUAAAGUGGCUCCACAAACUGCAUCUAGUGCCACUGCAACUGCCACUGCCACUGUCACUGCCACUGCCUGGUCACUUCCGCGAGAAGCAGAAGUUGCCAAUGCUCUUAGUCCAAACGUAGAAUUUCCAAAGGUAGAUCCGUUUCGAGGAACUUACAAAAAGCAUGUCGUCAAAAUACGUUAUAAUCCGACAAAAUUUCUGAGCUUCGAGAAUCUUAUUUCCAAUUCAAGCGUCGACCCCGACAGGUACGAGGUGGACUUUGACGUUCACGAGUCACAGACCCUUUUCAACAAGAUUGAAAAUGAUUGCUCCAUGCCAUAUCGCUGCGCCAUCGCCGACAAAAAAGACUUCACCACGCAAAAUACUACCCCGUCCAUAAAGGACCGUGAGUUUUUCCAGGCUCUACUGUACAAUGCCAGUCCCGCCUCUUAUUACAACGGUAAUCUUCUUUUGGCUUUUACCGAGGCAGAGGACCGGGAACUUCAACAUUCAAAAAAGUAUAAGACCAAAAGAGAGGCCGCUAGGAUCGAAUAUAUUCAUCUGCGUGACCAUGAAAUUAAGACAUGGUAUACCGCACCAUACCCUGAAGAAUUCAAUAAAAAUAAGAUCCUCUACAUUUGUGAAUACUGCUUGAAGUAUAUGAAAUCGAGAUAUGUUUUCCAUCGUCAUCAACUUAAAUGCUCUUUACGCCAUCCGCCUGGCAAUGAAAUUUACCGAGAUAAAAAAAUCUCGAUAUGGGAAAUCGAUGGCCGUGAAAACGUCAUCUACUGCCAAAACUUGUGUUUGUUGGCAAAGCUUUUUCUAAACUCUAAAACACUUUAUUACGAUGUCGAGCCAUUUAUAUUCUAUGUUCUGACUGAGCGGGAGGAUAUUGGGAACCAAAAUCACUUUCACUUUGUGGGGUAUUUCUCGAAAGAAAAACUGACAUCCACGGAUUAUAACCUUAGCUGCAUUCUUACGCUGCCCAUUUAUCAGAGAAAAGGUUACGGUCACCUCUUGGUGGACUUCUCAUACCUUCUGACAAGAAGAGAAUAUAAAUGGGGAACACCGGAAAAACCAUUCUCUGACUUAGGAUUGCUAUCUUACCGGAACUUCUGGAAGAUCAAGUUAUGUCAGGUAAUAAAGUCUUUGAAGAAUGAGAUUUUGGAAGCUCAAGAGAAAGGUUUGACAUUUCAGUGCACCUUAGAAGACCUUUCCAACCUUACGGGAAUGAUACCAACGGACAUAGUUGUUGGUCUCGAGCAACUGAAGAUACUUCACCAGUUUAAGAAAGGCGAUAAGACGAACUAUGCUUUAAAAAUCAACGACUGGUCGUUGAUAAAUAAUGUCGUGAACGCCGCUAAAUCGAAAAACUUGUAUUCGUUACGUCCCGAAAAAUUGGUAUGGAAGCCGAUGAUAUUUGGGCCCUCAUGUGGCAUCAAUGCAAUGGGAACUAUGAUAGAGACUACUGGUGCGACACGAACGACAAAUGCAGGGCAGAAAAAUGGCGUUGACAGUUUCAAAAAUAGCAUUUCAGUAUUGGUUAACUUCCUGCAAGAUGACAUUGCUGAUCCAAGAAGCAUGGAAGAGACAUGCCUGGAAAAGAUCCAAAGUCAUCAAAGCUCAGAAAUCGAUCCUCAAUUAUUAGGAAGCAUGAGUUUACCGCAAAGUGACGCUUCCAGCGGCUCGUCAGAUGCCAAUAUCGUGCUCCCGCAUUCGUUACCAGAACAAGCUGAUGGGACAUAUACAAAUGACGAGGACGUCUCACGGGCUCAGAACAUCGAUGUAUGUAAUGUCGAGACAUUUGAUUCGGCUUUUGACGGAGAGAAGGAAUUAGGUGAGGAAGACGAAGAGGAGGAGGUGGACGUGGUAAUGGGUACAGCUGAUAAUGAUUUCGAUUACGGGGAUGCUCUUGAGUACGGGGACAUCAAAUUACUGAGCGGCUCCGAGGAUGAUGACGCCAAUUUCGGAAACGACUCAUCUGACACUAACGCAAGUGUCAAAAAAAGCAGAAGAGGACGAGUUAUCAAAAGAAUACAUGAUAGCGGCGACGACAGCGAAGAAGAGCAUGUCGCUACAAGACAUCUCAGGAGUAUGAAGUGUUCGUACUGA